AUGCCCUCAUCUUCGUCGUCAUCAUCACAACCAAAUGUUUCCCAACACUUGAAAAAGUUUUAUAAUUUGCUUCGGGAUGGAGGAUUGAUUGGAUUACCACCCUAUGAAAAGGUUCAAUUCAACCGCGUCAUCAUCAAAACAAAUAAUACUAGUAGCUGCAAUAGUUAUUCAAAGAAGAACCGAUCGGGAUCAUCGUCAAGUAGUAGCACCAUGAAUCUAUCAUCACCAUUUGAAUCCAUUAAAGCGUUACGAGUGAAGGAUGCGAUGGAAUUGAGAAGGCACAUUGAGAAGGAAGUUGCUCGGACCAGUAAACGAGAAAUUGAAAACUUUUGCUUUGCACUCGAGUCCAUGAUUGCCGAUGAGUAUUUCUUUUCCUUGUGUUUGAUUCCUUUCGAAAGUGGAGAAGGAAAUGUCAGCUUCUCUUCCAAUGAAUCCUUUUUCAAAAUGCUUCUCAAUAUUUCAACCAUUCAGAGUAGUAUUUUUGAUGUCUUAUUCAAAGAGCUCAUGUCCAGAUGUCCCAAUUACGAGGAAGACUCCUUCGAACAAUGGGAUCGAAAUUUACCCAAGCUCAUUCUUUCACAAAUGCGUUGGUUGGACAUGAUUUCAGAUUCCAAGUCAUUGACAGAGCACAUUGGAACCAUUUUAGAGGUUGCCUCUACUGAUUUUGCAAAAGAAAUGAUUACUGCAAUUCCUGAAAUUAUUGAUGACUCGGAACAUGAUCAUAUCGUCGACAAGCUCGAUCAAGUCAUGCAAGACAAAACAGAAAUGACAAGUUGUGUGAUCGAUGCCUUAUCAAAUCUGAAUUUACAGAAAGAGGUUAUGGACAAAACAACAGAACGAGUUUUGGGAAAUUUAAAUUCAGCCUCGACCGACGACUUACCUGUAAUUAUCAAAUUUUUACUUCAAUCUGCAAAUGAGGAAAAUAUAUCAAAUGUGGUUGAUGGAAUAAGGAAGGAUCUUGAUGUUUCAUCAUUCACAAUGCAAGACGACACUCAAGAUAAUGACGAAAAUCAUGAUCACUCGAGUCGAAAGAAUAAGGGCAAAGGUUCAUCAGAAUCGCGCUGUGAAUCGCUCAUUAUUAGUGCCAUGGCUACUGGUAUUAGACAUCGAAAAAUUAUUGAGAAGAGUUUUAUUCAAGCCAUAUCAGCCUGCGAAGAAGAACAUACCAUUAAAAGAUGCAGAGCAGGUACUAAAGAAAAGAUCAAAACAAAACGAAUUACAUAUGAACUCUUAAAAUCUUCAAUCGAGAAUCAUGGAGAAGCAUUGGAACAAUAUUUUUCCUCCCUCAAUGAUUUGGCUAGUAGCUUACUCAGAAACACAACUGACACCUCCAUUUCACAAUUUGCUAUGGAAAUGUAUUUUUGCAUGUUUUGCUCUUUCAAAGCAGACUACAACAAACAGAAGGUCAUUCAAUCUCUCAUUACACAUGUAGGAAGUAGCUCGAAAAACGAAAAGGACUUGGCACUUGAUGUUCUCUUAAUGAUUGCAAACUCCAAGUUAUCCUUAUUGAGAAAUUACUCUAGCUUUUUCCAGGUUCUUACCCAAUCAGGUGUGACUAAAUCCACCAAGGACGAAUUAAUGAUAAUUAUCAGAAAACAACUCAGUAAUACCAACACUGUAUAUAAGAAGAUGGGAAUCAUUGGAGCAUGCUCGGUGCUGUCAAUGCUUGGCUCGAGAAGUUCCGAAUUUCAAGCGCUGUCACAAGUGAGUGAUCAACAAGAUUUAUCCGAUGAGGAAUUUGAGGAAGCCAAAGACUUGUGGGAGUUUGCUCUCAAGUGCUGUUUUCGUACACCUAUUUUCAAAACCAUUCUUUACGAUGAAAUGACCUUUGUAAUUUUAGAUUCCUUAGAUCCUAAAUUGACAGCUGAAAUCAAGAAUCGAUUACUCCAUGAUUUUUACCAAAGAUGUACCAUUGAAAAACCAGACCUUAAAAAAACAGAAAAGUCAAACAAGGAACCUCGAGUAUAG
Messenger RNA from Naegleria fowleri, 1968 nucleotides. RefSeq lists its product as uncharacterized. Gene Ontology annotation, cellular component: nucleus; condensed chromosome. The record is from RefSeq and is a predicted model, not a curated record. Lineage: Eukaryota; Heterolobosea; Eutetramitea; Acrasida; Naegleriidae. Gene Ontology annotation, biological process: homologous chromosome pairing at meiosis; interstrand cross-link repair; double-strand break repair involved in meiotic recombination. Gene Ontology annotation, molecular function: DNA polymerase binding. Bases 1 to 1968 code for a protein of 655 amino acids. The transcript is spliced from 4 exons.